Messenger RNA from Venustampulla echinocandica, 813 nucleotides. RefSeq lists its product as uncharacterized. The transcript has 2 exons. The record is from RefSeq and is a predicted model, not a curated record. Lineage: Eukaryota; Fungi; Ascomycota; Leotiomycetes; Helotiales; Pleuroascaceae. Bases 1 to 813 code for a protein of 270 amino acids. Gene Ontology annotation, cellular component: ESCRT I complex. Gene Ontology annotation, biological process: protein targeting to vacuole; protein targeting to membrane; ubiquitin-dependent protein catabolic process via the multivesicular body sorting pathway.
AUGUCCUCCUCUCCAUCACCGGCUUAUCCGCCGUACCAAACACAUCGCCAUUCUCAGUCUUUUGACCCAAAUACUCCGCCGGCACCGCCGCCAAAGCCCGGCAGUCAAGAGAUCAGUCUCAGUCGUCGUAGCACGCCUGCUGGCUCCCAACCCUUACCUCCUCCCCCUCCACCGCAACCAGAUGCCGCCGGCAUGUAUGGGCGUGGGUCUGAAGAUCUUCAGUCCGCACAGCAGGCCCGAUUCCAUGAGGUGACCUCGGCACAGCAGAUUCAAGAUCCUGGCGAGCAAUGGCUCCCCAAGAUGCUGGAGGGUAAAUCCAAGCAAGAUCUUACCGAUGUCUUCACAAAGCCAGAUCUCCUGGCCGCUCUGGCUCAUUCAAGCUCAACUGCCCACCCUUCGAUCACCGCCGCCCGGGAACCCUUACAGGCAGCUUUGACGGAGAACAUAGCCCUGGCUUCACACCUAAACGAGCUUGAAGCACGUCUCACGCAUUUAAGAUCCUCCACACAGGCCCAGCUCCUCUCAGCCCAUGCGCUAGAGCGGCAAUGGCGUCAGAAGCAAUCUGAUAUGGACCGCGCUCUAGCGCCCUUUUCGCCAUCAUCCCUCUAUCAGAGGCUCAGUCAAGCUGUCCAAGAGCAGGAGAUGAUUUGUCGUGCUCACGAGGAGAGUUUUCUAGAAGGUGACGGCGGUGUUGCUACGGAGCGAGAAGUCGUCGAGUGGGUCAGGAGAUACCGGGAAGCAAAGAAGGUCUACUAUUCCCGGAGGGAGCGCAAGGAGAGGUGGGAUGAAGGACGUGUCGGAGGGUGGCGAUAG